Messenger RNA from Branchiostoma floridae (Florida lancelet), 1105 nucleotides. RefSeq lists its product as uncharacterized. The transcript is spliced from 3 exons. The record is from RefSeq and is a predicted model, not a curated record. Lineage: Eukaryota; Metazoa; Chordata; Leptocardii; Amphioxiformes; Branchiostomatidae. The coding region runs from base 100 to 738 and encodes 212 amino acids.
UUAAGGCAGUUUCCUGACACUGAGUCACAAAUCUAUUUUUAAACACGCACUCACUAAACUCACUUUUGUGUGACUAUAAGUCAUUCAAAACAACUUAAGAUGGGUUCUCUGUCUUCCCAGUAUUUCUCGCUCUUCGAAGACAAACUCCCCGGUAGGCCCGCACGGGGAGGUUGUGGUUCCCAGACGAUGCUGUCGCUGUUCGGAGGUCGGAGAGGGUCGAGAGGUCAACAGCCGGGUGGGAGUAUUGGGGGUCAGCCGGACAGGGAAGAAGACGGAUUUGUGCUUCUGGGAGAAACUGCUAUUGAGAGAACUACUGUGCAGUAUGGUCAGGAACAGCCAGGAGGCGCUGCUCCACCACCAGCAUAUCAUCAGGUAGCCACACCACAGCAUCUCCCCCCACCAGUGAACCACCCCCCUCCCACAGCCAACACCAACACUCCCGCCACGCUCCAGUGUGUCUUGUCUGACGUUCCCUUCACGUUCUCGCGCCAUCUCGCCCUCAUCUCGGGAUCGCAGUCGUCACGGUUACACGUCCCUCCCCUCAGGAAACUAGACUUGAGCCGGUACAAUUAUGACUUUCACGUGGAGCGGUCGGUACUGCGGGAGGCUGGGUUGUUGGAGGAGUGGGAACAGAGGAGGAACAGUGGAAAACAAGCCGCGCUAACUGAGUCCAUGGAAACUGAUACAAACAGAAAUGAUCAGACUGCAGACACUCAGGAUCUUAUGACUUUUGAGUAAUUGAUGACAUUAAUCAAAACAUCUUUGAAGAUGUGAAAUCUUCAUAUUUUCUACUUUUGUGGCAAAGUAUUUGUUUCACAAACCUGAAAAAGUGACAGAAGAUGCACUGAAUAUGUACAAAUGUAUGUAAUAGAUGUAUUUCUAUACAAACUCUUUGCACAAACUGUUUUUUGCCUUUGUUUAAGAUGUUAAUACAGUUUCAAAAGUUUUGAGAAUCAUGGUGUACAUUGAUAUUGUAUAAACAGGGAUCCAUCUCAACUGGAGCUUGACUGUGAUUGAAAAUGUAAUAUCUUCAAAUUUUAAUGAUUUUGAAUUUACAUGUAUAGAAAAAAAAUGUGUAUCAAUAUUGUACAUAUACUGUCUAUUU